Molecule: messenger RNA, 1532 nt
Organism: Fomitopsis serialis
Lineage: Eukaryota; Fungi; Basidiomycota; Agaricomycetes; Polyporales; Fomitopsidaceae
Exons: 6
Coding region: 299-1441 (380 amino acids)
Source: RefSeq, a predicted model, not a curated record
GGGCAGUCUUCGGAAAUUCACUUCAGGGCUACUGUGGUUGAUUCCAGCUAUUUCCAGUGUGCCACGGAUGUUUUUGACACCAUCGCAUCGUGUUAAUUUCUGCACGGUCUUCAAUUCAGGGUCACUACACGACGUACAGGACACAAAAAUGCAGCGAUAUCUCUUCCGCAUUCUCGCUCAGGCUAGUUGACUUCAACUUCAUUUUCCUCUAAUCGUCUCUUCAAUUACCGCGAAAGCCUACUAGGUCUCAUUACUGCCUGAUCCCCGACCCAGCAGUCACGUAUCGUUUCACGACGACAUGAACAGCCAUAUGAUACAGAAUUUGACGCAUCCUCACAUUGGUGAGAAAAUUCACGACACGAUGCACCAUUUGCAAGAUGUCCUACAUCAUCACACUGGGAAACAUCCCAAAGAGACCACGCAUGAGAAAGCGCCAAAAGAUGAACCUGUGGGACCCGACGAAGAUUCGUGUCCGCUGGACGAGCUGAAGAAGUGCAAGGAACGCUUCGAUGGCUGGAAAUCUGAACUCGAGCAUGCGGGACACAACAGUGAUCAGGUGGAAUUUGAAGACAUUCUCGCGGCAAUCCUGGAGGUGGGGAAGCAUACGGAUAAGACACUCGAGCUGUCCAAAACAGCUAUCGAGGGCCACAGGAAGCUCUGCAAAAAGAUGGCAACCCGGCUCGACGCGCCUCAAGAACCCGGAGACGAUGUGGUCUGCACAGGGGAAGAAGUCCGGCGGUCGUUCGACGCCUUGUUUCCGCAGAUCGACGUUCUGCAGGCAGCCUUGCACAACAUUUCUACGAAGCUCGCAUGCUUUCCGGUGAAUAAUGCGGAGAGUCCGGGGACGACACACCACUGGUGGCGUGACAUGUGGUCGAAGCAUCAUGAGAAGUUCUUCCAUGCACUCAAGAUCGUCGUGAUAAUCAUCGUCAAGGCCGUGCUGGUCGUUGUCACAAUCCAUCCUGCCGGUCACCUCGUUCACGGGCUCGUGACAGCCAUCGCCCCCCAUUUCGAGGAAUGGGCCGAGAAGGAAUUCAAGAAGGCUGGUGAGAUCAUGCGAGGCUGGUUCACCAAACAUAUGUUCCAUCACCACUCCGCCGAUGUCAAGCACAUCGUGGACUUGAUUCACAACGAACUCCCAAAACAGAUCGAGGACGUCCGGAGGAAGGUGGGAGAGUCCCGCGAUAGAUUGAAACAAGAGGCGGAGAAAGUCGAGGAGCAGCUCAUGCUGAAGACGUCACAAGAACACAUGCACAUGGAGCCGGAUUCAGAGCGGGCGAAGGACGCGGCGGACAGGAUGAGACGCAUGAGCAAUGGUGCCCACGUCAAGACUUUGGGCAAGGUGCACCCGGAGAUGCAUCAUCUUUGGAACUUGCACUUCUACAGCAAGGAAUCUGACGAGGGGCCGCUAUUCAUUGUACAGCUCACUGCACGUUCGUGAGCCUCAUACUAUAUGCGCUGAGAAACGUCUGGUCGCUACAUAAUCGCUAUCUCGUGUUGAUAUUUUCAUUUUGCGUUCGCCCGACCGUGUA